Messenger RNA from Cheilinus undulatus (humphead wrasse), 962 nucleotides. RefSeq names its product adenylate kinase 6 (gene ak6). The transcript is spliced from 6 exons. The coding region runs from base 180 to 704 and encodes 174 amino acids. Gene Ontology annotation, molecular function: ATP hydrolysis activity; ATP binding; AMP kinase activity. Gene Ontology annotation, cellular component: nucleus; cytoplasm. NCBI's taxonomy places the organism in Eukaryota, Metazoa, Chordata, Actinopteri, Labriformes, Labridae. The record is from RefSeq and is a predicted model, not a curated record.
UAACUACGACAGCCACAUCCGGAAGAAGCACUUAGCACGGUCGCUCAUCGAACCGUAACACCAGCAGUCUCGUCGGGCUUCAGUGGCAGAAAUCCUCAUCUUCAGACUAAAGUGUGGGGUCUUUUCACCUUCCUUGGCCUCAGAACACCAGGACACGUGUCUGCUGCUAACGCAGGGAGAUGAAGAUGAGGAAGAGACCGAACAUUCUGCUCACAGGGACCCCCGGGGUGGGAAAGACCACGUUAGGGAAGGAGCUGGCCCAGAGGACAGGUCUGACCUACGUCAACAUCGGAGACCUGGCUCAAGAAGGACAGCUGUAUGACGGUUACGAUGAAGAGUACCAGUGUCCCAUCCUGGAUGAAGACCGGGUGGUGGAUGAGCUGGAUGAACAGAUGGAGGAAGGAGGAGUGAUCAUCGAUUAUCACGGCUGUGAUCUGUUCCCUGAACGCUGGUUUCACAUCGUCUUCGUCCUCCGCACUGACAACACGCAACUGUACACACGCCUGGAGGGCAGGGGCUACACAGGGAAGAAGCUGCAGGACAACGUUCAGUGUGAGAUCUUCCAGACCAUCUAUGAGGAGGCCAUGGAGGCGUACAGUCACGACAUCGUCCACCAGCUACCCAGCAACAGCCCCGAAGACCUGGAGCAGAACCUGGAUCAGAUAGUCCAGUGGACCGAGCAGUGGAUGAAGGAGCACAACUAACAUUCACCUCCACGGCUCCAAACCAGCGCUCUGUGGACUAUUUAAGAUAAAACACUGCUAUUUUUCUUAGACUGACUCAUCAUGCAGACUUAUAUGUUUAAAUCUGUUUGUUCUGGAAGUUUCUCAGUGACAGAAUCAGGAAUGUGUUUUAACAGUCUGAGCUCAGACUGGUACAGAGGAGGUCUGUUCAUGUGGACUGGUUCUAUAGUAGCUACAUGUACUAGCACUCAUUAAAGACCGCCCCAUCAGCUGACCCGG